This is a messenger RNA of Cylindrotheca closterium, 993 nucleotides long. Lineage: Eukaryota; Bacillariophyta; Bacillariophyceae; Bacillariales; Bacillariaceae. The record is from the annotation of a GenBank genome assembly.
AUGUUGUCGGAUUUUCAAAAUCAACAAAAAGCACAAAGGGAUGCUGAACGUAAAAAGAAAAGUCAAGCUCUGUCAGCUCAACGCAUGACUUCCUUUCGCGGGCUGGAUAGGCAACAAUCGGUCCUUUUGGACAUGCGAAAGGCCAAGGUGGAAGAUAGAGCGAAAAUGAGAGAGAAUGCCGCAAGCAUGGCGAGCUUUCGUGGAAUAUCCUCCAGAGAUUUGAAUGUCUACAAUUUGAGUCCUCCGAGGACAACCAGAAAGAAGACGUUGGAGCUAGUGACAGAAAUUCCCACCCUCGGGCUAGAUACGUUGAAGGCGGACGAAAAGACCCAAAAACGUAUAAGUGGAGUCGGAGCCUUUGGAGGGGAUGGAGGCGGAGGGUUACCACAACGAGGGCUUCGUCGACAAAGGAGUAGUUUCGGAGACUUUGAAGAGAUAAAGGAAGAAAACAAAAAGAAAAAGGGCCAGAAAGUUAAGAAUGGGAAGAAGAAAAAGAAAAAGAGUAAAUCGAAGGACGUCAGCCCAGUUCGGUCAUCGAAAUCUGAGAAAAAGAAGGGUGAAACAAAAGACAGUGUAAAGAAGGCCCGAAAGACUGUGGAAUUAGAGUUUUCUUUCGGGAUGCUUACGGAUUUGGAUGUGAUCCCGGAUAUGUCAAUGAUUGAAACCGCUUCCAUUUUUGUCGUUCGAGACAUAUUGCAAGCAUCCGUGAAGGAGUGCAACAUUCGCUGUGAUCCUGACAUGCCUCAAGUGGAGAAUGACGUAGAGGAAGAUGUCUGGUUCGACAGCCAUGAUUCCAUCCGAUGGAAAAUCAAAGGGACAGUUUCUGUCAAGAUCUACUUCGACGAUUCAUUGGAUCCGAUGGAAGCAGCAGAACCGGUGCAAAAGAUGUUGAAACGGUAUUCAUCAUAUCGUGAAAUUUCCGAAGCCGGAGGGAAGGUCAAGUCAUGGACUCGGGUUCGGGAAGGAAGAAUGGCUUUUGGAAUCAGUUUCUAG